Molecule: messenger RNA, 807 nt
Organism: Merops nubicus (carmine bee-eater)
Lineage: Eukaryota; Metazoa; Chordata; Aves; Coraciiformes; Meropidae
Gene: STOM
Product: stomatin
Exons: 6
Cellular component (GO): plasma membrane
Source: RefSeq, a predicted model, not a curated record
AUAACUGCAGUACUGACCUCGGUGUGUGCGGAUGGAUCCUGGUCAUCACUUCCCUUUUUUUCACUAUUAUUACCUUUCCUAUAUCAAUCUGGAUGUGUGUGAAGAUUGUGAAGGAGUACGAGCGAGCCAUCAUCUUCAGGCUGGGACGUAUCCUAAAAGGGGGAGCCAAGGGACCAGGUUUGUUUUUCAUCCUGCCCUGCACAGACAACUUCAUUAAGGUUGAUAUGAGGACCAUCUCCUUUGAUAUUCCUCCCCAGGAGGUCCUGACCAAGGACUCUGUGACAAUCAACGUGGACGGGGUGGUUUAUUACCGAGUGCAGAAUGCCACCCUGGCUGUGGCAAAUGUCACCAAUGCAGACUCAGCCACCAGGCUGCUCGCACAGACCACGCUGAGGAAUGUUCUGGGGACCAAGAACCUCUCUCAGAUCCUCUCUGAUCGUGAGGAAAUUGCACACAGCAUGCAGGCCACACUGGAUGAGGCAACAGACCACUGGGGCAUUAAGGUGGAGCGUGUGGAGAUCAAGGAUGUGAAGCUGCCAGUCCAGCUGCAGAGAGCCAUGGCUGCAGAGGCAGAAGCUGCCCGGGAGGCCAGAGCAAAGGUAAUUGCAGCUGAGGGUGAAAUGAAUGCUUCCAGGGCCCUGAAGGAGGCAUCCAUGGUGAUCACAGAGUCCCCUGCUGCUCUCCAGCUGCGCUAUUUGCAGACCCUGACCACCAUUGCUGCAGAGAAGAACUCCACCAUCGUCUUCCCACUGCCCAUCAACAUGCUGCAGGGCCUCCUCGGCACCCCUCGCUAGCAGGGGGGCAGGA